AUGGCGACUCCAGCAGAUAAGCGCUUCCAUCAGCUGACAUUAGCUAUACAGAAAGGAAUAAAUUCAAUAGAGGCACCGGUUAAGGAGAAACAUGUCCGCAGCGCUAUCAUCGGAACGUUUCAAGAACAAAGCGCCAUCACAUACUGGAUGGUGGUUAUACGGCAGCCGCUUCAGGACAACCGGAUCGUGGCCUGGAAGUUCUGCCAUGUGACCCACAAAUUGCUGCGCGAGGGCCACCCCGCCUGUCUCGAUGACUCGCAGCGGCACAUCAACAUGAUCGCGAACCUGGGGAAGCUGUGGAUGCACCUUCGCGAAGGCUACGGCAGGCUAAUCCACCUAUAUUGCAUACUUCUCGUCAGCAAGCUCAAGUUCCACGCGCGCAAUCCGCGCUUUCCCGGGAAUCUGCAGCUCACGGUCGAAGAGUUGGAUGCGAUUGCUGAAAACGACGUCAACAACUACUUUCAACUGUGUGUAGAACUGUUUGACUAUAUGGAUGAUAUUCUUAAUUUACAAGCAGCAGUAUUUGACAGUCUUGGUAACGCACGAGCUAACUCUAUGACAGCUAGCGGUCAGUGUCGUCUGGCUGCGUUAAUCCCUUGUGCGCAGGAUUCGUCGCAGAUUUACGACUGCAAUGUACGACUGCUGUUCAGAUUGCAUGCGUCGUUACCAGCUGAUACCCUCAGUGGGCAUAGAGAGAGAUUCCGACAACAGUUCAAAAAGCUCAGUUCGUUCUACAAACACGCGAGCAGUCUUCAAUACUACAGAAACUUACUUACACUGCCAGUUUUACCUUCGAACCCCCCCAACUUCCUAUUACAGAGUGACUUUGGCACAUACGUGGCGCCAGUCGUGUCAAUACCCGAACCGCCACCAGACGAAGUGGACACUAUUGGCUCGCUAAUUGAUACUUCAGAAACUUUAAGCCAGGUACCAACUCCGGAGCGUCACGAAUCUUUAGAAACACAUUCGCGCACUACGCCUUCUCCUCUACCCGAUCCGCUUGUUGAGCGCGAUCGACUUAUUGACCACUUGCAGAACGAACUGAAGAGAAUGCGGACGGAAGUAUCGCAAAUAGUUCAGGAAAGAAACACAAUGCUGGGAUCCAUGCGAGAGCAUUGCACAAGGAUGGAGACACAAUUACAAUCUGCUAGGCUUGAAUUUGAAGAGGAGAGACAAAAGGCUGACAUUUUGGCUGUGGAAACACCUCAAAUAAAAAAAAAACUAACUGAAACUGAAGAAAAAGCAAAGGUGACUGACGAGAAAUUCCAAAAGCUAAAAGGUGCUUAUACGCAGCUGCGUGAGGAACAUAUCGCUCUAAUUAGACAAAAAGCCGAGGUCGACAAAUUGACAGCGAAUUUACGCGCGGCCGCGGCUCAACACGAGAGUGCUAAAACAAUGCUACAGCAACAGUUAAACGACCGUAUGAAGGAUGUUGAAUUACUGCAACAAAGCACGUCGUCCAGUGAAGAAAUCGAAGCGUACAAAAGUGAAAUGGCAAAUCUACGCAGUGAAUUAGAACAGUCGAGGCAAAAAGAGGUCGAAUUAGAAACAUUGAGAGCAUCUAUGGAAGCUCUUCAAAUCGAACACAAGACCGCUACAGCCGAACAAGAAGAGAAAAUAUCGAUAAUCGCAAGUGAACUAAAAGAAGCAUCAGAAAAUGUGGAGAAACUUAAGAAGGAGAAAGUGGAGAGCGAAUCGGAGCUAGCGAAAGUGAAGGAGGAGCUACAGAGCAUGAGACAGAAGAGUGGUGACGACUACAAAAGAGUUUUGCAAGAGAAAGAUGACGCUUUAAAACAGAUUACGGAAUUGACGAUUAAAUAUCAACAGGAGAAAGAGGCUCAGACACAACACACUAACACAUUAGAAAAAGAACUAGACAGUCUUAAACUUAAAUUAACCGAUUCGGAACAAGCGUUGCAAAAGGAAUGUCAUGAUCUUAGUGAGUUAAUAAAGGCCAAAAAUGUAGAAUUCGAAGAAUGCCUUAAAGCAAAAGAACUAGAAAUUAAAGAAUCACAUGGAAAGCUUACAGUAAUUAAUGGUGAAUUGGAAAUUUGUAAACUAAAUUAUGAAAACAACUUACUAGAGAAAGAUAAACAGAUAACAUUAUUGACUAACAAUUUAGAUCAAAUACAAAAAACGAAUGACGCAACAGUUAGGAAUUUUGAGCAACAAGUCGAAACUUUGACAAGUCAACUACAAGAAGAGAAAUCAAAUAAAAUCAUGCUUAGGAAUUCUAUCAAUCAAGAGCAGGCGGAAAUUUUGGAGCUUCGGAAUAAACUCGAAGAUUUAGAUAAAGCUAAAUUCGAAGAGAUUGAGAAACUAAGAGAUGAAAUAAGCAAUAUAGUGAAGCAAAAGGACGAAGAGUACAAUGAGCUGGUUAAAGAGAAGGAUAAAAUUAGUCUCGAAAAUGAAAAUUUAUUAAAUGAAUUGUCUACGGAGAAACAGUUGAUGGAGGCUAGGCUUAUGCAUAUUGAGGAGGGUCGACUGAACGCCGAGUGUGAAUUGCAGGAUUUGUUACAACACAAUACAGUGCUGGAAGCUGAUUUGGCAUCACUAAAAAUACAGCUGGAGGAAGCACAACUUGAGAUUAAGAAGCAGAACGCGAAAAUACUAAGCUGCGCCAGUGAAGCAGCCCUAGAAGUAACCAAUAAUGCUUUAUCUACGUUGGAACACUCGAACUCGCAGGACGCGAACAAAUUGGCUGCAGAUCUUGCGUCUAAGGCGUUUGAAGAUCUGGCUAGGAAAUCGCAGGUGGAAGGCAAUGAGGAAAUUGUGGCCAAAUCUGCAAUAUACGCUGCACACAACGCUUCGCAGUUGUCUGCGUACGCGGCUGAAUUAUCAAACCUCUCAACGGAUAUGGAGCUUGUUGAAAAAUUGAACAACGAUUGUCGUAGUAUGUUAUCAGCAACAAAACAGUGUCUGGAGUCUAUCAAGACCGGUACGGUAGACCGAAGUAUAUGCCUCGAAGCGCGUACAAACGUACAGACGGUGUCACGCAGUGCAGCCACCGCGGAUCGUCUCGCCAGCGGCGCUAGAAGUGUCGACGACGAACUCGCGGAUAUGGACAGGGCUAUAGAACAAGCCGCUUCUCAAAUUGAGAACCUGUUAGCUGCGAGCAAAGCCGGCGACUCGGGAGUACAGCUCGAGGUGAAUGGUAAAAUAUUGGACGCCUGUACGACACUUAUGAGCGCCGUCAAGGUGCUGGUGCAGGAUUCGCGGGCGCUGCAAAAUGAAUUGGGCGAUCCGAAGACGCGGCAGAAAAUGUAUCGCCGCAACCCACAGUGGUCUGAGGGACUCAUAUCCGCGGCGAAAGCUGUCGUUUUCGCUGCAAAGUUAUUAGUUUCGAGUGCUGAUGAAGCGGUGGCGACAGCGGGCAAAGUGGAAGGCGUGAGCGCAGCUGCACACGAGGUCGCCGGUAGUACUGCGCAGUUAGUAGCCGCGUCACGUGCGCGCGCACCGCCUGCAGCGCCAUCUCUCGCGCGACUUACUACCGCGUCGCGAGCGGUUGCUAUGGCAACUGGGGCAGUGGUCGCCGCUGUACGCUCUGCUUCAGCUCUUGUCAGGGAUAAGGAGGCAUUAGACACAUCCGCCCUGACGUUAACAGCAACCAGGCGUCUAGAAAUGGAAAGCAAAGUGCGAGCGUUGGAACUAGAAAGUGCGUUGGACGCAGAGAGAGCGCGACUUGCCGCGUUGCGCAAGAGACACUACCACUUAGCGCAUGUCGAGGAGAACGGCAACAUUGAAAAUGGAAAAGAAUGA
Messenger RNA from Leptosia nina, 3759 nucleotides. The record is from the annotation of a GenBank genome assembly. NCBI's taxonomy places the organism in Eukaryota, Metazoa, Arthropoda, Insecta, Lepidoptera, Pieridae.